Messenger RNA from Haliotis rubra (blacklip abalone), 1067 nucleotides. RefSeq lists its product as uncharacterized. The record is from RefSeq and is a predicted model, not a curated record. The transcript has 8 exons. Lineage: Eukaryota; Metazoa; Mollusca; Gastropoda; Lepetellida; Haliotidae. Bases 54 to 881 code for a protein of 275 amino acids.
ACAGUCUUGGAAGGUAUAUAAACCCGGCUCCCUGCUAGUCGGGAUCAGUCAGCAUGAAUACUCUGGUUGCCAUCGCUCUACUUCUCGUCGUCCCAGCCCUGUACGUCCAGGGUGGGAACAUCCAGCAGACGGCUCCACCACCGGCUCCAACGACUCCACCAGUGGGGACUGGUUCGCCACAAGGUGGCAACCCUCCAAACCGAUUUAGCCCCCAUGCAUUCAUCGAGUUCAUGAAAAAGCAAGCCAAACAUGUCCUCGACUAUGCGAAGGAUUUGAAAGAAAUCGGAGGGAUCCUCGGUGCAGAACAGUUUGACGAGGCGGCGUUGAACAAGAAAAAGGAGGAUUUGGAAAAUGUAGAAAGCGUCUUUGAUUCCACUGAGGACUUCUUGCUAAAGGCUCUCUCUUCGCUCUAUAAAAAGCCUGAAGGUGAUGGUCCGGCCCCUCCUCCUAUGUGUGGGAGUUUCGUGGAAUAUUUGAAAGACAUCCAUAAGGAAAAUAUUCCCUUUGAUGAAAAAGUGGCAAAGGACCUGAUAGCGGUCGACUUUGAGUGUCUUGGCGAUAAGAUCCAGGGAGCCUUUGACAAGUUUGAUGAGGUUGCAUCGGGUACUCCCAACCCCGAAGAGUUACUGGAGACGAUUCUCCGCACCCUAGCCAGGAUCACAUCCAUCAACCGAGCCGAGCGGAUGUUCUUUGGAGCCCUAGUGAAAGUCUAUCCAGAAGAGGAGGAAGAGGAGGAGGAGGAAGAGGGAGGAGAUAAAAAGCGAGAGAUGAAAGACGAACUGCUGAAGUUGCUGCUGAAGAGAGUGCUGGACAAUGAACCAGCAAACAAACGUAGCUUUGGAGCUGUUCGCUCUCUCUUGGGCAGGAAGCACAGUAAAUAGGUAUAUUCCAUAUACUGUUUCGUUCCUUCAAAUGCCCUUUGAAUUUCAGUAGUCCGUGCUGAUUGCUCGUACUUAAAGACGUCUAAAUCUAUUGAAAAGUUAAUUUCUUGCACUCUGAAAUUAACAAUUCCUAGUUUCAUAUUAAGAAACCAAUUUCAUGUAAUUAAACAUCUUAUUCAAUCCUUA